Messenger RNA from Macrosteles quadrilineatus (aster leafhopper), 2278 nucleotides. RefSeq names its product AP-2 complex subunit mu. The record is from RefSeq and is a predicted model, not a curated record. The transcript has 10 exons. Gene Ontology annotation, biological process: clathrin-dependent endocytosis; intracellular protein transport. NCBI's taxonomy places the organism in Eukaryota, Metazoa, Arthropoda, Insecta, Hemiptera, Cicadellidae. Bases 221 to 1549 code for a protein of 442 amino acids. Gene Ontology annotation, cellular component: AP-2 adaptor complex; cytoplasmic vesicle. Gene Ontology annotation, molecular function: clathrin-cargo adaptor activity.
GUUUGGUAACUUGGAUUAUGGUACACUACACUGGUACCACAGCCACCUCUAAUACAUAAUACAUUAGAGUUUCUUUCUGCUAUAAUUGCACUAAUCAAAUGUCAUCCUGGAUCCUGAGUCUGUACUCCGUAGAAGAACUUGUUUGAAUUUGUGGAAUAAUGUUAAGUUAAGCUAAAGUUAUCCUCGAUCCUGAAGGUAAUAUUGACUCCAGAGCCCAAAGAUGAUUGGUGGGCUUUUUGUUUACAACCACAAAGGGGAAGUUCUCAUUUCCCGAGUAUAUAGAGAUGACAUCGGCCGUAAUGCUGUGGACGCAUUUAGAGUCAACGUCAUUCAUGCGCGACAACAAGUUCGUUCUCCAGUCACAAAUAUAGCACGCACAUCCUUUUUUCAUAUCAAGAGGGCCAACAUCUGGCUGGCCGCAGUGACCAAGCAGAAUGUUAAUGCUGCCAUGGUGUUCGAGUUUCUGCUCAGAGUCAUCGAUGUCAUGCAAUCAUACUUUGGAAAAAUAUCAGAAGAAAAUAUCAAGAACAACUUUGUCUUGAUCUACGAGCUGCUUGACGAAAUCCUGGACUUUGGCUACCCUCAGAACUCAGACACGGGUGUUCUGAAAACCUUCAUCACGCAGCAGGGAGUUAAGUCUCAGAGCAAGGAGGAGCAGGCUCAGAUUACGUCACAAGUCACAGGACAGAUUGGCUGGCGCAGGGAGGGCAUCAAAUAUCGCCGCAAUGAACUGUUCCUCGACGUUCUCGAAUAUGUAAACCUACUCAUGUCUCCUCAAGGACAAGUACUAUCCGCUCAUGUGGCUGGGAAAGUAGUGAUGAAAUCUUAUCUCUCAGGGAUGCCAGAAUGCAAGUUCGGUAUCAAUGACAAGAUCGUAAUGGAAGCCAAGGGGAAGGGUGGUGGAGGAGGACUAAGUGUGGCUGGUGGAGGAGAAGAUCCAGCUCGAUCUGGCAAGCCUGUCGUAGUAAUCGACGACUGCCAGUUCCAUCAGUGUGUCAAACUGUCCAAGUUUGAAACUGAACAUUCCAUCAGCUUCAUUCCUCCUGAUGGUGAAUUUGAACUCAUGAGAUACCGCACAACCAAGGACAUCUCUUUGCCAUUCCGAGUUAUUCCAUUGGUGCGAGAAGUUGGACGCACUAGAAUGGAAGUCAAGGUGGUACUAAAGAGCAAUUUCAAGCCGUCGCUACUGGGCCAGAAGAUGGAGGUAAAGAUCCCCACACCACUCAACACUUCUGGAGUACAACUCAUCUGUCUGAAAGGCAAAGCAAAGUACAAAGCAUCUGAGAACGCCAUUGUGUGGAAGAUCAAGAGAAUGGCUGGGAUGAAAGAGACUCAAUUGAGCGCUGAAAUAGAACUGCUUGAAACUGACACUAAGAAAAAGUGGACGCGACCACCAAUUUCCAUGAACUUUGAGGUUCCAUUUGCUCCCUCUGGAUUUAAAGUCCGCUACUUGAAGGUGUUUGAGCCCAAGCUGAACUACUCUGACCAUGAUGUCAUCAAAUGGGUUCGUUACAUCGGUCGCAGCGGACUCUAUGAAACCCGGUGUUAAUCAGCUGUUCUAUGCAACUAAUUGUGUUAAUAUUGAUUUUUAGAAAUACCAUUUCCAUUCCAAAAUCAGUUAGAAUGAUCAUUAAACAAAGUAUAGGUUUUUCCCUAGAAAAUAUUAUUCCAAAGAUAAGUUAUACUGUAUGUAAUAAAACCCCCAUACCUUCCUUGAAUGUGUAUGUGGAUUCUGACUCUAAUAUUUGAUUUUAUAAUUUUUCAAAAUAUUGUGUAGAUGAUUUAAAAAAUGAAAUAUUGGUAGAGAGGAAUUGAAUGAGUCAAGUUAUCUUUCCUCUUGUUGAAUGAACUGGAUCUAAAAACAAAAUAUUAAUUUUUUUAACUCUUCAUCAUUAGGAGCUUUACUGAUAUGUACGCUUUAUCUCUGUAUUGUAAUCACAAGUAUAUGAAAUAUAUCUUAUAUCUAUGCAUAGCAUAUGUUAUUAAGUUAUUAUGUAGUUUAGACAUUGUUUUUAUUAUAAGUUGCCAAUGUCUAAGGCUAAACACAAUAAAGAUCUUAAACUAAUGUAAUGAGUGUGAAAUGUAUGACAAUUUAUCAUUUUCUGUUUGGUCAUUAUGUAAUGUUAUGUAUUCAAGAUUUAUUUUUUGAAGAGAAUAAGCGUAAUGUAAUCUUUUUACGUUAAUUAUUAAGUACUACAGUGAUAUAUUAUGGUUUGCAAUAAUUUGUUAUAUAUGAAUUUAUUGAUUUUGUAGAAUUAUAUGUAAUAUAUGAUUAUGA